UGUUGUGGAAAAUAUGCGAACGCGGUGGAAAGAAAAAACAUUCAGAAAACAACAAGACUAUGGCAUAAACGUCUAAUUGGGACAGGAUAUGUUUAUGAGAGCAAAGAAGAAGAAAACAUUGCCGUUUCACUUUUAAAGGCGCUUCUAUUGGCGGUCCCGCAUUGUCACUCAAGGAGGGGUGGUGUCAGCUGACAUAUGGUUGUUCCAGUAAGAGCACUUACGCUCAGUAGAAGCACACUCAACAGGCAGGAAUACGGAUAGUCACGGUACGAGCGGAAUACUGCUUAGACUGGACUGGAUAGCUGACAACAACCUCUAUACCAAGCGGACAGGGACGUUUCAGAGCGUAGCUUCUUGCUGCGCCACUUCUAUCCUUGCUUUACGCUUGGGAUUUCUGGCUUUCACGGACUUACUAAUGUAGGGUAAUAUUUUAGUGGUGUGUGACGAAACUAAUUUCCUUUGCUCCUUGCUUUGUCUAUUUCGGUUUGUUUGUUUUUUUCUUCUGUUGGUUUGCUGCGCAUGAGUAACUUUUCCAGUGCAACUUCUAUGUGACUCUUGGAUUGGAUUUACUAUUUGCUACAAUGGCUGAAGCAGCCCAGCGACAGUUAGUGGAUAUCGACCCGGAUUUCGAGCCCCUUUCCCGGCCCCGGUCAUGCACUUGGCCCCUGCCACGGCCGGAGUUCAGCAACCCGGCCGACUCCAACACAUCCUCGCCGGCUCCCUCUGUCAAGCAGGAGCCCGGCGUCAACAAUGCUGACUACAUCAACAAUCUCAGCCUGCUGGAGGAGAACGAAGACUACCCCGACCAGAAGCCCAUGGGUCUUUGCGGGGACUUCUCGUGUCAAGAGAACUGUCUCCAGACCCAUCCGCAUCAGCAGCAGCAGCAACAGCAGCAGCAGCAGCUGCCGAGCCCACAGCAGCUUGCCCACCAGCAGCAGCAACAGGUGCCCCUGCUUUCCUCCCCUGUCGGCUCGACCUCCUCGGUGGCCGCGGCCGCAGCUGCCGCGGCGCAGCGCAAGAGCAGCUCGUCUCGGCGAAAUGCCUGGGGGAAUAUGUCUUACGCCGACCUCAUCACCAAGGCCAUCGAGAGCUCCCCGGAGAAGCGCUUGACCCUGUCGCAGAUCUACGACUGGAUGGUGAAGAGUGUGCCCUAUUUCAAAGACAAGGGAGACAGCAACAGCUCCGCUGGCUGGAAGAACUCCAUCCGACACAACCUGUCCCUCCACAGCCGCUUCGUGCGCGUGCAGAACGAGGGCACAGGCAAGAGCUCGUGGUGGAUGCUGAACCCUGAGGGGGGCAAGAACGGCAAGUCCCCGCGCCGCCGAGCCGCCUCCAUGGACAACAACAGCAAGUUCGCCAAGAGCCGCGGCCGCGCCGCCAAGAAAAAGAUGGCGCUGCAGGGUGGCCCCGACGGUGGCGCGGACAGCCCCGGCUCGCAGUACAGCAAGUGGCCCGGCAGCCCCAACAACUCCCACAGCAACGACGACUUUGACGCAUGGAACGGCUUCCGGCAGCGCACCUCCUCCAACGCCAGCACGCUCAGCGGCCGCCUCUCGCCCUUCAUGCCCGAGCAGGACGACCUCGUCGGGGAGGGGGACAUGGAAAUGCACAUGGUCACCUACCCUGGAGGUCCGGUGGGGGGCCCCAAGAUGGCGGGAACUCUACCGAGCCUAUCAGAGAUGACCGGCUCGCUGGGACACCUCCACGGCCACCGCAACUCCGAGAACCACAUGGAGAACCUUCUGGAUAAUCUCAACCUGCUGUCGCCCAACAACCAGGCCCAGGUCGGGGGUGGCGGGGGUGGAGGAGGUGGUACUCCUACCCAGGGGUCCGCACAGUCCUCCCCUUCCCCCAUGAUGCAGGCUAGUCCCGGGUACCCAAGCCCUUACAGCUCCCCUGGCCUGGCCCCUGGUAACCAGCCCCAGCAACAGGAGUACCGCAAGUGCAUGUAUGGGCAGGGAGGCAUGAACACCCUGUCGCCUAUGCCCAUGCAGUCACAGAUGGGUGAGGCAGGCAAGCCUCCCGGCUUCAGGCCGUCCUUGGGUCAGUUCGGCUGCCCCGCAGGCCUUCUGAAGGAGCUGCUGACGUCCGACGGAGAGUCACACGGUGAGAUGAUGCCAUCGGUGGACACGGUGGUGACCCAGUCGGCAGGUGGUGUCGGCGGUGGGGCAGGAGGAGUUGGCAGUGGGCCCGGCGCCGGGCGCCUCUUGCCACCUUACUCCAGUCCAGGUGGGGGCAGUGGUGGACCCCGCAAUGACCUGAUGGGUCCCGGAGGCCAGCAGCACGGCAGCCACGCCUUGCCGCCGCCACACCCCCACAGCCAUGUUGGUGGGCACGGAGGUCCACACGUGCAUGGCCCACAGGGAACACCAAAUUCCGUCGCCAUGAACGGCCGCCCCAUGAUGCCACCCUCCCUUGCCAACAUGAGCCACGGCACGGGGGUGGUGCCCCCUUCUGCCCGCCUGGGCACUGUCAAGACCUCCCUACACAUGCCGUUCAACGCCUCCGCCCACCUCAACAGCGCCGGAGGCAGCGGAAACGCCGGAGGAAUGGGCGGCGGCGGUCCGCUGACCUACUGUACCCUCCACAGCCCCAGCAACGCCAACGGUUACGGUCGGCCUGGCCACAGCGGUGCCGGUGGCCCUGGCAACCUUCUCCAGCAGCAUCAGCACCCGAGCCACAUCCACCCGGAGAAGUUGCCUAGCGACCUGGACGACAUGUCCAUCGAGCGUUUUGAGUGCGACGUGGAGUCGGUGCUCCACGACACGCUGAUGGACGGCGACUCGCUGGACUUCAACUUCGAGCCCGUGGUGCCUCAGCAGAGCUUCGUCCACGGCCACGGCCACGCCCAUGGACACAGCCACGGCCACGGCCACAGUCACGGUCACGGAGGGGUGAAGACCACCACACACAGCUGGGUGUCAGGGUAGGACGUCAGGAGAGCUGGGAAAGAAGGCCACAUGAGAGCACACUCACAGCCCAUAUGCAUCUCAAAGUAGAACCUGUCACCACCAGGACGUUCACCCUGCCCUCAUCCACCCAAAGAUGCUCCUAAACUCCCCACACCCCUCAAAACUCUUUUGAGUUUUCGUUUGCUCCAUCUGCUGUCCUCAGCAACUUCAUCGCCUCCCAGGACUGUCACUCAGACAUUCAUUCAUUCAUUCAGGUUCAUUCAGGAGGACCCUCUUGACUUUGGUUAUUAUUAAUAUUAUUUUUAUGAAUCGUUCGCCACUGUACCAUGUCAUCACAACUACAGCCAAGUGCCAAACUCUUUGCCUUUGAACUGAACUUCAGAGCCAAAAUCGAUGUGCACUGUUGAACGUUGCCUUCUCAUUGUGCUUGAGGAUUCGCCAUGCCAGUGGACCGCUCUCCGAAGAGUGCUUUUUUUUUCUUAUACACCAACACACACGUGCACGUAUGUGUACACACAUACGCAUGCACACAGAAACACUCACACUCACACUCACACUCACACUCGUAUGUGUACACACACACACACACAAACACACACACACACACACACACACACACACACACACACACACACACACACACACACACACACACACACACACGGACACAGACAUGGACACAGACACACACACGGACACGGACACAGACACACACACGGACACAGAAACGGACUGACACACGGACAACAAAUACACACACACACACAUAAACACACAUAAAUGCACACAAAUACCUCCUGAAGAGACAUUUAUCAGACGGAUGUAAAUGUUUUUUUUUCUUCUUCAAUCAAUUGAUGUAAUAGCUGAAACAUAUUAGCUUGGAGGCCUUUCUCACACCAGCUCUUAAAAUAUCACCCAGAGUGCCCCUGUACAUGUCUCCAGCAAACAAGCACUCUUUGAAAGACACCAGUUACUCAGUUGUGGGUGCGACAGAUACUCAGUCGCACCCAUGCACUGUAUAUCAUAUUAUACAGUCAAUGUCCAUGCCUGUUAACUCAGCACCAGCCAGAACAGUCAGGUCAUAUUCACCCUUACAAGAAUGCCCCCAUUUCCACCCACCAUGGCCAUCCCUCAUGGUGCCCUGUGGACAUUACGUGUCCUUCAGGGUAUCCUUGAGUGUUCUACCAACGGAACUGUCUGAGAGGUUCCACAAUAGAACUCUCACAGACGUUCCAGCCUUUCCAGGCUUCUAGAAGGAGAAGUGGAAUGCGUUGGAGGAGGGUGUAAAACUGAAGUAAGACUUGGCAUGAUUGCUGUGUUGCAUGUUGCUGUGUGUUUGCCAGUGGCAUUGGGGUUGGGUUGAUCUGUUAAGACCUCCCCAGAGCUACACUGUCUGAGCCUAGAGGGUGGUGAAAGCAUGGGCCAAGUCUGAUCUGUUUCAGAGACUCUGCCGGAGGCCCUUCCAACUACAUUAUGUCAUGACACUUUUUUAUUAUUAUUUAGUUUCAAUUGUUGUCCUCUCAAUUGUUUUGCAUAGUUAGACAUUUCUUGAUUUGUUCUGUUCAUAUUGGUUCAGUUGCGUUGCUUUUUUUUUUUUUUUUUCGUCUUGGCUCGGAUACGUUGGAAGGAGAUUGGAAGGAGAUUUUUAUUAGGUCAUGUACAGUACAGAACGUUUACAUUGUACAAGUAACCCGCUCGACAUACAUACGUACAUACAUACAUACAUACAUGAUUUUCUUUUUUUGUAAAUUGGGAAAGAAGAACUGGAGUAUUCAGUGGACUAAUUCUCAUACUUUGAGGGUGCAUCAUGGUUUGACUAGACCUGCCUGAUUCCAUAUGUCUUGUAAAUACCAACUUAACACACACAUAUAUUGAGAAAAAAACUUUAAGUAGAUAUAUAUUGAGAUUUUUAUUAUGAUGUCCUGUUAUUGUUAUUGUUUUAAUUUUUGAUUCUGCUGCAAAUUGUGCACGCACACAUCGCAAAGUGUUGUUUCUGUCUUGUCUGUUCUGAUUAGAUUCUACGCAAAGUAAACUAAUUAAAGCCUUAUAUAUCGUUAAUUAAUACAUGUUAUUCUGGCAAACUGGGUAGUUCUGAACUACAGGCUGGAAACUGGCUUGGCCACUGCAGAUGUGGGGUGCUCUCACUCCCUUAGACUGUUGAGGAGGUCAAACCUCAUCCCCCCCUGCCUUUAAAAAGGUCACAAGGGGAAUGGGUUUGCUCCUCUGUCAUUUAUUUAUUUAUUUGGUAGAAGGAGACUUUGUGCUAUGUUUGUAGUAAUGCCUCAAUCUAACACAUUUACCCUAUGCUCAUUAACUGUGUUUCGUCUCCUUUGACCGGGUGAGAUGCGAUACGAAAUUUGCCGGCGUCGUUGACGUGAUCCGUUUUCCUAAACAUGAGCUGCCUCCUUUUUUCCACAUUUUUUUUUAAACGGUUAAGAGAUCUCAGCAAUGCUGCUCUGGCGAGGAUUCAUGAUGUUGGUCAGAUAGUCUGCAGAUUGUCCCCUUUUUCCCCUCCCUCUCUCUCUCUCACACACACACACACACAUGCACACUCACACACACACACACACUGACAGCUCUUAUCUCAUUGUCCAUCUUCCUCAGUUCUCACUGUCUGAUAUCAUAUUCCCCAUCCCCCACCUCCACACACACAUGCACACACACACUCACACGCACACAUGCACACACACACUCACAUGCACACAAGGACACACACACACACACACACACACACACACACACACACACACACACACACACACACACACACACACACACACACACACACACACACACACACACACACACACAAAGACACACACACCAUCCCCAUCUGUCGCCCGUCUCCUCAUUUCCUGCCGUCAGCCCAUUCAACACAUUUGCUAAUUUAAUGACGCGACAUGAUUCCCACUAAUUACCUGGGCCCCUGCCAUUAAUUAGGAUUUCAGUGGACUCUCCCUCCUCGUGCCUUAUAUUCGCCUGGGGAGACACACAGAAAGUCAUCCCUCAUUUCGGCAAGUCUAGAGGACCUGUCAGUAUGGGAAAAUGCACUAUCUGGUCGACAUUUGUCUGCACAUGGGAAUGAUGAGGUAUCAGAGACGUUGCUGGUGAAAAACAAUAAUAGACGUCAGUCAAACUCAACAGUCAAACAGUCAGUUAUUUUACUUUGCAAGCUCGUACAUAUCUGAUGUACAUACAGUGAAUGCCCUCAUUUACAAAUAUUUUUUCAAUGCAUUCUCCACACAUUACUGAAUGGGAGACUAUACAGUGACAAUAGGCAAAUUGUGGAUAAUUUAAGGGGAAUCAAUCGUUCAAUCAAUUAAUCAAAACCUUUUUUUCCACAAUAAUGUUAGCGAUACGCCAUUAUGGACAUGUGCAGAGCAGAUAGUGCCAUUUGCGGAUUGAAUACUGACUUGCUUCCAGAGCACGUUACCAGUGAAAGUUCCUCUUCUUUGGAAAUCGCAUAACCAUGUAAGACCACAGCUGUCAACAAAUACUGUGGCAAAAUACCAAGGAAGCAUUGAAAAAAAUCAGGACAGAUUUCAGAAUUCAUUAGAUAGUAUAUUCCAUCCAUUGGAACAGGACAUGAAAGGGGAAAAUAAUGUGACAACCACACAGAAUAGUUGGAAGAGUAGGCUUGGAGCUUCUCAGUUGGGUUUUGAUCCUCGUCAAAAUCAGUAAAGCUCUCCGAAGUUUGUACUAGUCAAAGCAGAUGGCAACAUUUUGUUGUUUGACAUUGAAUGACGUUGAUUUAAAUCCCGAUAGCUCAUUGUCGAUGUAGAUAACAACCUCCAUUUCAACACGUGCCACAGCCGGUUCCAGGAAACCGAAGUCAUUGAGGCGCCUGUCUAGUGUCUGUCGCUACUGUUGCGUCGCUACGCUCAGAAACAAAGCCAGCGCCUACUCACACACACACACAAAUCCUUCUUUGUAAAUUAUAUGUGCAGGUCACUCAUUUCAGACAUAAUCAUUGUAUCAUCCAAUGUCAAUUAAAAAAGGAUGCUUCAAAUAUAUAUAUUAUUAAGCUGUGUAUUAAGAAGUGUAAAUGAUUGCUUUGUGAGAUUUUGCUCAAGUGAUCAUACCUAUGCAUUUUCAAACUUUAAUUUUUAAUUUUGUUUCUUUUUUUUCUUUUUGGCUAUCUGUUUUCUGUAUUUGUUUUUACUGAUUAUAUAAAAUGUUUUAUGUAUUAUAGCAUUGUGGAGAUGUCAUGUCAUUGUCAAAAAUGUUGGUUUCAAAUAGUUAUUUGAGAUAAAAGAUGAAGUAUAUUUAGACUAGAGGAUUUACAUGCUCUUUUUUGUAAACUGACACUGUUGUCGUUGUAUUUAGCAGCAGUUUGUAGGAAAAAUAGAAAAUUAAAAAAUACAUAAACUUAUUGUCUAAGUACAGAAUUGGAAAAAAUAAUUGUAUGAAUUAUCUAUGUUAAGAUGGUGAAUUUUGGACCAAUUUUUUAGAAGAGAAAAUAUAAAUUUAAAUAUUGCACUUUUAUCUUAACAUACAUUUUAUAACAUGUUCCUCAUAGAGAGAGACAGAAGUGAAUAUGUGAGUUGUUUUAAAACAAACUGUUACAUUUAUUAACUUAUACACAGUAAUGAAUCAAAUUUUCAAUCAGAAGAAUUAUAUAUCACACAAUGUGCAAUUUGUUUAUGUAUUAGAGAAAUGAAAAAAAGAAUGGUUACACUUUACUUGAUGCUAGCAUUAUACGCAUUACAUGACAGUGUCAUAAUAGUGCCAAAACAGUGACAUGACACAGUCAUGAACAUGUCAUAAACAUGAUGUCAAUGUCAUUAACGUUUUAUGGUCGUGAAAAGUUGACAUUGUUAGUGCUGUCUUUACCAUAACCGAAUGUCACUUAAUGACAAAGUCAUAAAAUCUUCAUGAUAUUGACAUAAUGUUAAUGACGCAUUAAUGACUGCAUUACAACACUGUUAUGUCACUGUUAUGUCAUGCGUAUGGUGCCGGUGUCAAGUUAAGCGUUAUCAAAAGAACUGAGACAUUACAGGACGAAACGUCAAAGUAGAAUAGAGGCAAAGGCAACGUGAAGCUGAUAAAGAGGAGAGGUUGCCAUGUUUGAAAUGACUGACUUCAUUGACGUAUGUCCCGAUGUUGAUGUAUAUCUAUCUACCAAAGAUCAUUGAUCAGAGCAAGAUGGAUUACUGGCUGAAAAACACAUUCACGGCAAUGACCGUAUGAAGUACCGCUCCACGGGGCCAUUUCGGCAGGCAAGUUGUGCCAGGCUGCUAUCACACCGGACUUGGAUUUUACAGUCCGAGGCUUAAUUUUUCUGUUGUUUGUCAAUGACAGUGAGCGCAUUCCGUGUGUAUCAGCACGAGGUAGAUUUUCUGCCUGUCCACCCAGAAUGAAUCAGGUAAAAACCGCCAUACUCAAGGCGGAAAAUCUGCUUCAUAUCACAGGCGGGUGUCCAGAUGUCCAGUAAUCACUAUUGAAAUUUUGUUAUGAUGUACUGGAGUAUUUUCAGAACCUACAAUUGCCAAAUAUUCCAAAUGACCUACCUAGUUAUACCUGUCCAGUUAAGGCAUUUGUGCAGAUAAAACCAGGUAAUGUGUAAUCUGUGGCUCUCUGUCUCUUCAUCUUCACCCAAGAGCUCAUCCUGCCAUCUGCAGCCAUUCUAUACGUAGCGUAAAGCGAUCCAUCUUGCUCCGCUGAAGGAUCUUUGGUAUCUAUCUACCUUUCUGUUUCCUUAUUGAAGCUUUUUGGCAGUGAGCAAAGAUAGAUUUGUGUCAGGUGGCCACAAUGUGUGACAUGUUUUACUCAAGAUCGCCUGUCUGUGCAGUGAGUUCGCUCCUUAAAUCAGAAGCCUGAUGCACUUGUACUCAGAUGCAAGAACAUGAAUAUGUUGCCGCUGUAUGAAGCCAUAUGUGUACAUAAAUUAUGUUACAUAAAAAUCCUCA
Molecule: messenger RNA, 8821 nt
Organism: Engraulis encrasicolus (European anchovy)
Lineage: Eukaryota; Metazoa; Chordata; Actinopteri; Clupeiformes; Engraulidae
Gene: foxo1a
Product: forkhead box O1 a
Exons: 4
Coding region: 582-2930 (782 amino acids)
Biological process (GO): regulation of transcription by RNA polymerase II
Cellular component (GO): nucleus
Molecular function (GO): DNA-binding transcription factor activity, RNA polymerase II-specific; RNA polymerase II cis-regulatory region sequence-specific DNA binding
Source: RefSeq, a predicted model, not a curated record